AUGCCUGCAGGGACGUGUGUGGACCGUAUAAGCGACAUUUUGUGUGCUCGUGAUGUUAAGCUUUCGUUUUCGACCUUGUUGAGCUCAAAAGACACCUUAGGUGCCGAGAUAUCUUGCGAUAAUCGAAAUGACAGUGUAGACGCAAAAGACUGUAUUACUGGAGCCUCUUGUGGAAAAUACAUCGACAGCAGGAUAGACAGUGAAGAUAAUGAAGAUGGAAAUGUAAUAGACGUGACGCAGUUGUCAGUAGUGGAACUGCAGGCGCAAAUUGGACAGCAAUUUGUAGAAGGAAUGAAUCCAUACGUGGAAGAGUUGCAAGGGGAUGAAGAGUUUUAUGUGGAAGAUUAUCAUGAUGAAGGCAAUGAGAUGCAAAGUGGAUGUACUGACAAGGAAAAGGAGCUGAUGGAGUGGGAAAACCCGUCGUAUUUAGUGAAGGAUUUAGACACGGGCGAGAGUUAUCGAGUUGAAGAGAUUGAUCAACAGUUUACAUUAGUCACACUUGAUUCGGUGGCAGCACAAUAUAAACACAAGGAAAAACAAAAGGAGGGGACAGCUGGAUCCAAGUCAUCGUACCUGUUAUCGCUGUAUACGGCGGAUGAGACGGUGGAUAUUGAGAUUGAAGAAGAUUUGCCGGAAGAUGCGGAACUGGCGGACGCGAGCAACUUAAUGCGAGCUCGAAGCUCGAACAUGGUCGCGAUCUAUGCACCGAGCGAUGAGCUGCCAACUGGUCCGCCCAGGAAAUGCAGUUUUAUUGGUUGUACUGAGAUGCAUCAGCGAGUGUCAGGGUACUGUGCCGACCAUGAGAUGAUUGCAAGGGAAGAAGAAGACUCUAGGGCACAGGCUUUGUAUUUGAUUCCAUGUGGCGCACGUGCGGAAUUUGUCAAGAUUGCAAGCCAUGGGUUUGCAUAUGAUGCGUCAAACCGGCUGUAUACCGUGUACGCCAUCGAAAUGCGCUGUGUCCAGUCAGGUGCGACUUGGGUGAUCUACCGCCGGUACCAGCAGUUUAAGGAGCUAAAUGACCGUUUGCGUCCGUUGGGAGUGCGCGUACCGUUGUUGCCUCCUAAAAAGCUAUUGGGCUCGUUUGAACCAGACUUUGUUGCGAAGCGGCAGAAUGAAUUGUCCGACUGGUUAUCCUGCUUGCUAAACUAUGAUCGGGUAGAUCGGUCGGCCAAAAACCCUCAUUUGGUAGAGGAGGUUCGCAAAUUUCUGACCAGCAAGGCCGAUCAGCCUCCGCUUCUACUAGACAGACUGCCACUAAAGCGCUCACGAUUUUUUGGUGCUUCGCUUGCCGAUGACCGAGACAAUGAGACCCCGAUAAAUUUUGAGGCAGAAUUCACGCGUCUUCCUCUGCCGAGUUCAGAAAAUGUAGCUGCAAGUCCGCACAGUGGCCGUAGCAGCCUGGGUGCAUUGGGAAUGCGAUCACGACGAGACUCUGAUACAUUCAAGGACUUUACAUAUGAAAAUCCUGGUUAUCUCGAGUCCGUGGCUAAGGAGGAUGUGUAA
This is a messenger RNA of Peronospora belbahrii, 1503 nucleotides long. Lineage: Eukaryota; Oomycota; Peronosporomycetes; Peronosporales; Peronosporaceae. The record is from the annotation of a GenBank genome assembly.